CAGCGAUCGCUUAUCAAUCCUCCGACAUAUAUUGAAUAUAAAGGUGCUCGCUUUUUGAUUGUCGAUGCACCAAGCAACAACAAUCUACCACUCUACAUAGAGGAAUUCAACCGAUGGAACGUAAGCGACGUUGUCAGGUGCUGCUACGCCACGUAUUCGCCCACAUUGUUGGAGGAAAAAGGGAUCCAGGUGCAUGACUGGGUAUUUGGGGACGGCGAGGCACCACCUGCUACCAUUGUUGAUGCAUGGCUAAAUUUGGUCGACGAACGGUUUCCAGAGCAGCAAGACAAACAGCGACAGGAUGGCGACCCUCCUGCACCAUGCAUUGCUACGCAUUGUGUGGCGGGUCUUGGAAGAGCGCCUGUAUUAGUCGCGAUAGCUUUGAUUGAGUUGGGGAUGCCUGCGCUAGAUGCUGUCGCCUAUAUCCGUGAACGGCGACGAGGUGCGAUU
Zychaea mexicana is the source of this 450-nucleotide messenger RNA. RefSeq names its product protein-tyrosine phosphatase-like protein. Gene Ontology annotation, cellular component: nucleus. NCBI's taxonomy places the organism in Eukaryota, Fungi, Mucoromycota, Mucoromycetes, Mucorales, Lichtheimiaceae. Gene Ontology annotation, molecular function: phosphatase activity. Gene Ontology annotation, biological process: dephosphorylation. The annotation marks the transcript as partial. The record is from RefSeq and is a predicted model, not a curated record. The transcript is spliced from 3 exons.